AUAAGAUAAGUCCAGAGGAAGUACCUGAUAUCCAAAGUAUUGCACCAGAUGUAGAAAUAGGCUAUAUACUUGAAGUUGAUUUAGAAGUUCUGAUGCACUUGUAUGAUUACUUUGCAGAUUAUCUUUUAGUAUCAGAAAAGCAGAUAAUAUCAAAAAACUGGCUUAGUCUAUACAAUAAAAUAUUAGUACAUGAUAAAAAUGUUGGAGAAGAAAAAUAUGUAUCUGGAGAAAAGCUAGUUCAAACACUUUUUACUAAGAAGAAUUAUAUAUCUCCAUGGAUGAAGGAAUAUAUUGAGGAAAAUAUUCGUAAAUGCAAAAUAGCUAAAGCAAAUAAGAAUAAGUUUGGAGUCAU
Messenger RNA from Racocetra persica, 352 nucleotides. The record is from the annotation of a GenBank genome assembly. NCBI's taxonomy places the organism in Eukaryota, Fungi, Glomeromycota, Glomeromycetes, Diversisporales, Gigasporaceae.